Molecule: messenger RNA, 1452 nt
Organism: Postia placenta MAD-698-R-SB12
Lineage: Eukaryota; Fungi; Basidiomycota; Agaricomycetes; Polyporales; Adustoporiaceae
Exons: 9
Coding region: 46-1245 (399 amino acids)
Biological process (GO): proteolysis
Molecular function (GO): aspartic-type endopeptidase activity
Source: RefSeq, a predicted model, not a curated record
AUUGGCCGCUACCGUCGUGUCGCUCCGACCCCCUUACUGCCUGAGAUGUUGACCUCUGCCGUCGUUGGUCUUGUCGCGUGUGCGCUGUCUGUGGCGGGCACAGACGCGGUUGCCACCACUGGCAGCCCGUACAAGAUUAGCCUGGCCUCCCGCAAGAUUCCCAAAGGCCAUGCAGCGGCCUUACGCAGGAGGGGGAUGACAGCAUUCAGUAUCCCAUUAGAUGACCAGUUCGAUGGGACCGAUUUACAAUGGUUCGGAAACAUUUCGGUCGGGACACCCCCGCAAACAAUCCCUGUCGUGUUCGACACCGGAAGCGAGACUUUGGAGUUCACGAGCACUCAAUGUGGCGCUCCGUGCGCUAACCAGAUCAUGUUCGACACGGAGAAGAGCUCGACCUAUAUCAGCUACAACCAGACCUUCUCGAUCGCGUUCGCGACGGGUGGCGGGGUCAACCCUGUGAUCUCGGCCGAUGAAUACGUCCUCACAAUGCUUGCCGGCGAGGACACCAUUACUGUUGGGGGCAUCGCGACACCCAACGUCUCGCUGUACACCGUCAUCAACCAGACAGAGGCAUUCGCUUCAGACCCGUACAGUGGCAUUCAAGGGAUGUCAACGCAGGCCCAAGGGUUCUUCGCAGGGCUGGUUCAGCAGGGCUUGCCUGCUAUGUUUGGCAUGUACCUCACGCCGAAGAUCAUCGGCAAUGCGGAGCUAACACUGGGUGGGGUGGACGAGUCAAAGAUCUUCAGCGACAUCUUGUGGUCGGAGGUCCCAGCAGGGUCUGACGGGACGUGGCAGCUCAACUCAUCGCAGAUCUCUGUCAACGGGUACACCACGCCCCUGCUUGCGAGCAACCGGACGGUCAUCUUUGACAGCGGCACGAGCAACGCCUACUUUGACACCAACACCACGGAGGCGAUCUACGCCAUGAUCUCUCCGAACAUCAAGCCCUAUGCGUCUGAACCCGGCGCAUACGGGAUUGCCUGCAGCGAGAUCGGCACGCUUCCCGCGACGCUGGACCUCACGUUCACGACGAUCACGGGCGAGCCGUUCAACCUCACGAUCCCGAGCAGCGAGCUGAACGUUGGGCCGUUCUCGGACGACCCCUCGACAUGUCAGACGCUGAUCAACGCGUUCGAUGGCCUCGAGCUGGUUGGCGGCAGCCUGCUUAAGCACUAUUACAGUGUGUGGGAUCUGUCGAACCAGCGCAUGGGCUUUGCAUGGAAUGGCGUGCCACAAUGGCUUUGACGUGAUACAUUAUAAGUAUUUAUGCGCGGACGCUUCAGAACGGGACAUCCUGCGACUAUGCUUCGGCUAUGUAUUCGACCUUUGCGAAAAUACUCCGCAUCAGAUCCAAACUUUCUUUCCAGUCAUUCAUUCUUCUGUCUCACAAUCAUUUUGUUGUUUCACUCGCUUCGUCAAUACAAACAAAGAAUGUUACGGUCGGUCUGCUUC